AUGAAGUUCUCCACCGCCAUCGGCCUGCUCAGCGUCUGCCUCGCGCCGGCAACGGCCCUGAGCAUCUUGGACGACAACAACAAGAUCCCCGGCGAAUCACCUCUCGAGCUCUGCCAGGGCGACCACAGCUCCGACCUCAUCACCAUCAAGAACGUUGACCUCACUCCCAACCCUCCCAAGGCUGGUCAAGAGCUCCUCAUCAAGGCCAGCGGCACCGUCAAGCAAAAGAUUGAGGAGGGCGCCUACGUCAAGCUCACCGUCAAGUAUGGCCUCAUCAAGCUCCUGACUACCACCGCCGAUCUCUGCGAGCAGUUCGGAAAUGUCGACAUGAAGUGCCCUAUUGAGGAGGGCGACCAGACCAUCGAGAAGACUGUCAAGCUUCCCGUUGAAAUCCCUCCUGGCAAAUACACCGUCCUCGCUGAUGUCUUCAACGCCGACGAUACCCACAUCACUUGCCUGACUGCUACCGUCGCUUUUGCGAUCGGUGGGAUGGGUUUCUUCAACAACAACGAGUUGUAA
Akanthomyces muscarius is the source of this 519-nucleotide messenger RNA. RefSeq lists its product as uncharacterized. The coding region runs from base 1 to 519 and encodes 172 amino acids. Gene Ontology annotation, molecular function: sterol binding. The record is from RefSeq and is a predicted model, not a curated record. NCBI's taxonomy places the organism in Eukaryota, Fungi, Ascomycota, Sordariomycetes, Hypocreales, Cordycipitaceae. The transcript is spliced from 3 exons. Gene Ontology annotation, biological process: intracellular sterol transport.